AGAGGCAUAUUACAGAAGUGGGGAGAGUUGGUGUUUUGUCAAGACACCCCCAGCCACAGCCCCCACCCCACUCCCCCACUCCCCAAGUCCCUGCAGCCCCCAGCCCAGGACUAACCCAGUGAAAUUUAACAGCACCAUGUGAAACAGCAAGCGCUGAGGGAGAACUUUUGUGAAUAUUUCCUGCCUAUCUUCAGAAAGUAACCAGCAAAGAUGAAUCGCAGAGACAGUAAGAGGAAGUCUCGCCAUGAGUAUCAGAGCUCCCAGGGCAGCAAGGCCAUCCAGAGGCAGUGCAGGCGGAGAAUGACCUGCCCCAGUCCAGCCGAGAUCAACAAGGCCAAGGCCAUCAUGUCCAUGCCUCAGCUCAGCAAGGCUCUCAGCCUGGAUGAACUCAUUCUGAAAUGUGUCCAGUCCUUUGAUACUGAAGGGUGCCUGCGCUGUAGCAGUGAAACAGUCAACGUAACACUCAUGAUGCACAGCUGGAUCAUCCCAUCGUCAGAAUUCGCUCAGAAGCUCCUGCUGCUUUACCGAGACGCAGGAGGGGAAAAGCGGGACCAGAUUCGGGUGAAGAUCUGCCAUUUUGUAAGGUACUGGAUAGCACGUUAUCCCAUUGUGUUCACUGUGGACAGCAAACUGGAGGAUGUGAUGUCCCAGUUCUGGCAGUUGGCCCGAAACGAAGGCGAGGAAUCUCACUGUCAGCUCAUCGACACGUCCAACAUACACAUGCACGAAUGGACGUGGAAGUACACGCAACACGCCAUCUCUAGCAACAACAAGAAACGGAAAGUCUCCCUGCUUUUCGAUCACCUAGAGCCAACGGAAUUGGCAGAACACCUCAGCUACCUUGAGUUUAAGUCCUUCUGCCAGUUAACGUACCUGGACUACAGGAGCUACAUGGUGAGUGGGUGUGUGAGGGAGAAUCCAGCGCUGGAGCAUUCGGUGUCUUUGGUUAACGGGAUCUCCCAGUGGGUGCAGCUGAUGAUUCUCAACAGGCCCACAGCAGCUCAACGAGCUGAAGUCUUCACAAAGUUCAUUCACGUCGCUCAGAAACUGCGGUUACUCCAGAACUUUAACACUCUCAUGGCAGUGAUCGGAGGCCUCUGUCACAGCGCCAUUUCCCGGCUCAAGGAAACCAGCUCCUACCUCUCUCAGGAUGUCACCAAGACAUUGAAUGAAAUGACAGAGCUUCUGUCCUCCUGCAGUAACUAUAGCAACUAUCGGCGGGUCUUCAGUGAAUGCACUGGUUUUAAAAUCCCCAUCCUUGGGGUCCACCUGAAGGACCUGGUCUCCCUGAAUGAAGCCCUGCCGGACUAUAUUGAGGAUAAGAAGAUAAACCUGAACAAGCUGCAGCAGCUGUACAGUCGCAUCCUGGAGCUGAUCCAGAUCCAGGGCAGUACGCCACCCUUCGAAGCGAACAAGGACCUUGUCCAUCUGCUGACGUUAUCACUCGAUCUUUACUACACUGAAGAUGAAAUCUAUGAGCUGUCCUACGCAAAGGAACCAAAAACUCACCGAACUGUGUCAGUGUCCCCCUGCAAGCCACCGGUGGUAGUUGACUGGGCCUCCGGGGUGGCACCAAAGCUCGAUGCCGUGACGGUCAGUAAGCAUGUCCAGCAGAUGGUGGACUCCGUGUUCAAAAAUUAUGAUCACGACCAAGAUGGCUACAUUUCCCAAGUCGAGUUUGAGAAGAUCGCCGUCAGUUUCCCGUUUUCGUUCUUCGUCCUGGAUAAGGAACGCGAGGGCCUGAUCAGCCGAGAGGAGAUCACGGCCUACUUCAUGAGGGGCAGCUCCAUCUGCUCCAAGCUGAGGCUUGGCUUCCUGCACAACUUCCAGGAGACCACCUACAAGAAGCCCACCUUCUGCGACAGCUGCGCUGGAUUCCUGUGGGGUGUCAUCAAACAAGGAUACAGGUGUCAGGACUGCGGCAUCAACUGUCACAAGCAUUGCCGGGACGUGGUGGUACUGGAGUGCAAGAAACGCAGCAAAGGUCCACAGAGCGAAGGCACGCUGCCGUGCCCCCUGACCCUCUCCCUGUUGACGCCCAUCCCUCAGAAGGGUCACGGAACUGGUAAUGAAGACGAUAUAUUCACGUACACGCAGAAUGACAGUGCCGAGCACGGUGACGAUAGGAAGGACCAUACCAUUGUCGUAAUGGGUCACUUGAACCAGAAGAUCUCUGUGCGAAUACAGCCUGCCGUGGCCGACAAGUCGGUACAGACUGAGCCGGACAAACUGGGCGGGGAGCAGGGCACCAGGGUGCUGGCGGACGGCUCCAAACCCCAGCAGCCUCACCCUGGCAGGAGGCAGAAGGCUGGCAGUGAGGAGGUGGCAGACUGUGAACACUGGGUACAGAGACUGCAGGAGGUACAGAAGCAAAGGAACCAGCUGGCCGUGGAGAACAGCGAGCUUCACAAGCUGAAGGCCGGGCUGGAGGCCGAGAACAGCAGCCUGCAGGAUCGCCUAUGUGCCUUGCAGCAACAACUGGACGCUCUCAGGCAGCCCACGGUUACCCUCAUCCUGGAACAAAUGGACAACCUCCAGGUGGAGCGUGACUCCAAAAUCUGAACCUCCAUCAUCGCCCCGUUAUGUCUGGGGGGGGAACACGGAGGACGGGAGGCAGUAUCGUUUAAACUAUAAACGUACUGACACUUUUGGUUUUACUUCGCAUCUCAGAGCGUUACCUCAGAGAACAGACUGAAGCGAAUCCGGCCUCCUCCCCCAGCCACCCCUGCUUGGCAGGCAGGCAGUCAGAUGGGGAGAAACAGGCAGGCUCUCUUUCGCGCUAGGCCUCAGUGAGGGCCCUGAGUACUUUCAGCUCAUGCCUCAGAGGGAACAUGGUCAACCCCCAUUCCCACCUGCUCCUCCUCUCUCUCUCUCUGCUACAACAACAACCUGCCAGAAUUUUACUCCAGAUGGCGCCCACCCAACACCCUCCUGCUGCAUCGCCGUAAACUGGAGACACAGCGUGUCUCUCUCUUUGCCAUCCCACAGGCGGAACUGAGAUUUCAUGGAGGUCCUUUCGAUGGGUGACAUCCAUCCUUCAGACACUCAGGACUCGAAGCUUUGACCUUGGGCCCCAGUCUCCGAUGGAAAUGGGCCUUGAGCCAACAUCGAACCAAACUCCGAAGUUGGGCAGGAUUGCUUCCGGCUCUGACCGCCCGAUAUGUCACUGGUGACCCGGUCUAGCAAGUUGGCAUUUUCCAGAUGGACUGGAUCCCAAUCUUCACCUCCCCCGCCACCCUCACUCCCAUUCGAAUGUGUCGGAGAACCAGCCGGGAUUGUGAUGAAUGUAGGAUUGCGUUUGAGUGGCCUACUCGUGAUCCGAUAUUUUGUUGAAUCCGCCGGGUCGGGGGUGGGGAGCCAGGGAGCAACUCCAGGCAAAAUGGCCGCUCGCGGUGAGUGCCACAAGGCUGGUGGCCGUUGAGGGGACCUUGCUGUCGAUUCUGAACCCUGUCCCGUGCCAGAUGGAUGUCUGAUUUAUUUAUUUUUUUCUUUUUUUAUCCCCCCAGCACCCAUGUUGUGUGUCUGAGACACAGGGUGCAUGAAUCUUUAUUCAAAUUUCCACCACCAGGAAGAAAGGAAACACCCGAGUGGCCAGUGACAAGCUGUGCCCUUCACAUCAAAGGGCAACGCUGUGUGAUCAAACAGUGAAGGGGAGGGAAGGGGCUAAAUCAAAAUAGAGUUGGAGGGGGAAAUAAUGCACUCCACUCCCUGUGGCACCCACCUCUCCCUGAACAACUCCAGGGUGUUGGUGGACACCACGUGCUCCUUCUCCAGAGACACCCGGGCUCUAACGUAUGGACGUCUGAUUUUCCCAAACCUUCCCGCCCCACUCCCACUCGUAUUGGGGUCAGCUCUGCCUGUCUGGGUUAGCCAGUGCAGCUGAGGCCUUUCCGUUGCCAGGAGCAACGGCCCCGCGGUUUAGGCCUGUGGUUAUAUCCAGCAGGAGCGAGCUGUCUGCCCCCCCUCCCGCCAUUUCUAAACCUGGUCACCGAGGUCGAAAACCACUGACAGGAUUCAAGCGACAGUGAAGUGACGAAUAAACUCACCGACUGAAACGGAUUCCAACCCUUCCAUCGACAGGAUUUCCUCAGGUCUGGAAUUAAAACGUCGGUGCUGCCUCAUUAGCAAGUGAAGGGGCAGGUUUGUUCAGUAACACAAGUGAGGCUUUUGGAACCUGUGUAGAAGCACUUUGAGAAGACUUUAGCGCCGAAUCUGUGCCUUGACCCUCUCGCGCACUUACUCGUCAUUUUGUCACCGAAACUAGGUUUACCUGAGACUUCAGGCCAUUUCCCCUUGAUGUCUCCGUUCAGUGCUGAGGGAGUGCUUCACUACCAGAGGCAAUGUUUACUGCACCCAGGGGGACAAUGAGCUGCCCACUCAACUAAAAAGAGCUCUUUGUCACAUUGUCACCGCACAGUGUGGGUUGUCCAACGUUCAUACCUCAACCGACCGAAACCAAACCGAUUGGCCCCGUCGGCGUGUGGGAUUUUGCUUUGUCCUGGUCGGAGGAGAGGGGGUGCAAGAGACCCCAUCCGCAUCCCGCUGAGAUAACCACCGGUCGCCAUAACGAUCUCGCUCGGCGUCAAACGUAACUGUGUGCAGUUACCAGACUUGAAAGAAUCGGGAGGAGUGUGUGUUUAAUUUGCACCGAGUGUGAAUUCUUGCCAGCUGAGAGUUAGGCCUCAUUGAGUGACUAGGCCUCAACUGCAGCCUUACUGUUUGCAUCAAGAUAAAAGGGCAGUUUUGCCAACAUCUUUGAACCUUUGUUUUGCCCCCACUUAUCCUUUUGGAAACAACGGGAAUUGCUGAGUAUUGUUUCAUCUACUCAGGAUCGAGGGUGGCUCAGUGGUUAGCACUGCUGCCUCAGUCACAGGUUCAAUUCCAGCCUCGGGUGACCAUCUGUGUGGAGUUUGUAUAUUCUGCCCGUGUCUGCGUGGGUUUCCUCCCACAGUCCAAAGACGUGCAGGCUGGGGUGCUAAAUUGUCCCCUAGUGUUAGAUGCAUUAGUCAGAGGGAGGUGGGUCUGGGUGGGUUGCUCUUCAGAGGGUUGGCAUGAGCUUGUUGGGCUGAAGAGCCUGUUCCCACGCUUUGGGAAUCUAAUCUAAAGCUUAUAGCCGUGAUGUCUCACUGUUGUGAGAUAGAGGUGGCUCAAAGAUUAAGUAUGAUUUGCCCUCACCCUUUUUACCCAGAAUGCCCUUCAUAGUAUCAAACAGCACAGGAAUAGACCCCUCGCCCCAACCAGUCCACGUCGACCACAAUCCCAAACUGAAUUAGUCCCAUUUGCCUGCUCCUGGCCCAUAUCCCUCCAAAUCUUUUCAAGGACUUCCCAGAAUGUCUUUUAAAUGUUGUAACUGUGCCCUCAUCCACCACAUCCUCAGGAAAUUCAUUCCAAACGCGAACCACCCUCUGUGUAAAGUCAGGGGACUUGAAUGUGAAAAUCCAGUCUGACAUUCGCAAUGUAAAAUGGGACUGUCCAAUAAACACCGGCCAAGCCAGCGGCACCCACAUCUCAUGAGUGAAUGACAAACAAAUCAGCAGAAUUCUCUUCACAAGGCAGCACUGGAGGCUGUGUCAUUGACUAUAUUCAUUGCCGUGUUAGAUUGACAAAAGAGUCAAGGGUUACAGGGCAAGGGUCAGAUGGCAAAGUGGGGCUGAGAUUGUAGCCGGCCUAUCCCUGAUCCGAUCAAAUGGCUCGGCAGGCUCAAAGGGGACGAAUGGCCUACUCCUGAGGUUUGUGAAACACUGAUACACUGUGAUAAGGCGCUAUAGCAACACCCACUGUGGUCGCUGCUGAAAGUGGGGGAGACCCCCACCCACCCGAGCCCUACAGUAUGCCUCUCUGCUUCCACCUCUGCCCACCCCCUCCCCCCCCCCCCACCCCAGUCUGCACUCAGUCAGACAUCACCUUAGUCACCUGAUCGAUAUCUCUCCCCUUCCCUCUCUCCAGUGGGGAUCACUCCACGCCCCCUCCAUCACACUCGGGGACCAACAAAUGAGGAAUUCCCGAAGCUAUCCGGGAAAAGCGCUGCUCCACGUUGGACAGAAUCGGGAAUCAAUCCACAUGCUGAAGCCAGCUUUAAGAUUAGAUUAGAUUCCCAACAGUGUGGCACAGGGAGAUAGAUUCCUGAUGAACGAGGGGGCAAAAGAUUACGAGAAGGAAUGUAGAGUUGAGGUUAAAAUCAGAUCAGCCACAAUCCUAUUGAAUGGGGAAGCAGGCUUGAAGGGCUGAGUGGCCUUCUCUUGGCUUGGAUGCUUUUAAAUAGGGUUUGCCAACUGUUUAGGCUGUGGCUCGGGGAAAGACUGGCUGGUGACUGACAGGAAAGGAAAGGUUUACAGAGCAUCUUAUCGGGAGAAAGAGAGAGAGAGGGAGAGAGAGAGAGGGAGAGAUCGAGGGGAAGCAGCAGCAGCAGAACAGGUUCAGUAGCUGAUGGGAAAAUAAAAUGAUAUCCACAAUAACAGACACAACAACUGAGUUUGCACAAAGUACUCAUUGCACACGUAAACAUACCCUGGCUGCACCUCUCCCAACACGUUAACAAGAAUUCUCUCUCCUCACCCCCAUCAGCCACCCUCCUCUCAGAUUCACACCGGCCUCGGGAUGGUGCAAAGCACCGUGUAAAUGCAAGCUUUUGUUGGCUUGCCACGUUUGUUGGCGCUUCCUCCUCCCACAAUUCUCAGGACCCGAAGGAUUUGGAUCGGCUAUCGCACGCAAGGUUCGAUUGCCAGCAAGCAAGAACAGGCCCCCUUCGCUCCAAGCAGCAGAGGCAGGGGUACGCAAAAGUGGUGGGACGUAGCCUCACCUGUCGUUGAUGUAAAUGUGUACAUAAUGUAUUUAAAUAUUGAUGUGCGAGGGCGAGGGGGAAGUUGCUGUGAAAUCCUAAAAGCUGUUGACA
Hemiscyllium ocellatum (epaulette shark) is the source of this 6892-nucleotide messenger RNA. It is a transcript of the gene rasgrp4, whose product is annotated as RAS guanyl releasing protein 4. Gene Ontology annotation, biological process: Ras protein signal transduction; positive regulation of GTPase activity. The coding region runs from base 211 to 2562 and encodes 783 amino acids. Gene Ontology annotation, molecular function: guanyl-nucleotide exchange factor activity; calcium ion binding. The transcript has 17 exons. Lineage: Eukaryota; Metazoa; Chordata; Chondrichthyes; Orectolobiformes; Hemiscylliidae. Gene Ontology annotation, cellular component: plasma membrane. The record is from RefSeq and is a predicted model, not a curated record.